This is a messenger RNA of Bombina bombina (fire-bellied toad), 579 nucleotides long. Its product is annotated as ganglioside GM2 activator-like. Bases 1 to 579 code for a protein of 192 amino acids. Gene Ontology annotation, biological process: lipid transport; ganglioside catabolic process. The transcript has 4 exons. The record is from RefSeq and is a predicted model, not a curated record. Lineage: Eukaryota; Metazoa; Chordata; Amphibia; Anura; Bombinatoridae. Gene Ontology annotation, cellular component: cytoplasmic side of plasma membrane. Gene Ontology annotation, molecular function: enzyme activator activity; lipid carrier activity.
AUGGCUCACACUAUAUGCAUCCUGCUUGCUUGUGCCUUAUUGGGACAUUUUACUUCUGAAGCAACAAUUACGAUCAAUAGUAUCACUUGGGCCAACUGUGAGGGAGAAAGCCUCCCUGGGAAAAUUAAAAGUCUCUCUGUUAGCCCAGAUCCUGUUUCCAUACCAGGCGAUGUGACCAUCUCUACAGUCCUUGACACUACUGUACCACUGGCUUCUCCACUCCAGAUUGUCAUUAAUGCAGAAAAGGAGCUGCUGGGUGAAUGGAUAACUGUGCCCUGUGUGGAUAAAAUUGGGAGCUGCACUUACAAUAACGUCUGCGACUUGCUGAAUCUGGUGUUUCCACCAGGAAAGGAAUGUCCUGCACUUCUGCGUUCCUAUGGACUCCCCUGCCAUUGCCCAUUCAAAGCAGGAUCCUACUCACUGCCAGACACCACUCUCAAAAUACCAAAUAUCUCCCUCCCAUCCUGGCUCGCCACUGGUAGUUAUAAAGUAACUGGAAUCCUGAAGGCUGGAGACAAAGAGAUUGGUUGUGCCAAGUUCACCUUUUCUCUGGAUGAGUCCUCCUCAUGGUGGUGGUGA